CCGAGCCCGACGAUUGAUGGCGCGCUGCUUUAUUGCACAGAUCCGUUGCAACCCAUCGUUUGCCGUCGCCUGCGUCGUCGCUUUCGAAUCAACGGGCGCACUGCCAGCAUCACCAAAGGCCAACACGCGGACGCGAGAGCUGGAUUAAAAUUAUGCUUUUUGUUUUGCUCCCGAUGUAGUUCCGUGGAAAGAGUUUCGGCAAACGGACGACAGCCACGACGACGACGACGCAGCAGCAAACGACGACGGUAGCGUGCGCCGUCGCGAAUUUUUCGAUAGUUGAUCGCGAUCGCGUGAUUUUGGCAGUACUGCAUUGCGCAGGAUACGGGUCCUGGCCGCGCGUGUGGAGGGAUUCGAGCCCCCUAAGGAACAGAUAAGCACCAGUUGUGAGAUAAUAUAUACGAAAACAAUGAACAUGUUAACAUGAUAAUCUUUACCUAGAUCAGGUUCAUCUGAGUGAAAUUUAUUGCAAAUCGAUCGGCCCGAUACUGAAUUAAUUUGCAAUUACUUAUCCACAAAGACCACCGUGUGUAAGCGACGAUCUUAUUCAACCCCGCUGGAAAUCCAGGAUCGAGGAGGCGUGAAAAAGAAAUUACAGCGCAAGAAACGUGAAGUGAAAAGUUUUACCGAAGAACGAGCGCGAUCGCCACCGCCACCUCCACCCGCAACCCUCAUAAUCGAGAGUGACAGUCCGGUGCGCGAAGCUAACGCAUGAGAAUGCUCGCGAACCACAAAUGGUUGUAAAUUAAAUAAUUAUUUCAUUAGCGCGGCUCAGCCCCGGCUGGCUGUGUGUUGUUGGUGGGGUGUUUGUGAAGAUACCGACUGAUGGAAAGCCCGUAAUUGCAAGGAAGAGCAGCGCACUGCACCGGCAUGGCGCACAUUUUGAAUAAAUUUUCGGAGCGGAACGAACACUGAAAAUGGGAGUGCAAAGAUCGGUGGUUUAUUAACACGCAAUAAAAUUGGAAGGUGUGAACAAUACGUUUGAUGAAGUGGAUUGCGGUGGUGAAUAUUAAAGUGAUUCAAGGUGCAUUAUUACUUUGUAGCGGGUGGAAAGUGAAUAGUCUGUGAUCUCAAAAGUGCAAACAUGGAUGUGUCGGGGAGCAUGUCCGGGGCGAACUCCCUCAACAUGAGGCCGUUCUUUAGUGGAUAUCCUUUUCAAGGUCAAGGCCGCGUCAAUCAGCUCGGUGGGGUGUUCAUCAAUGGGCGCCCGCUGCCCAAUCACAUCCGGCUGAAAAUUGUUGAGAUGGCUGCCGCCGGCAUUCGGCCGUGCGUGAUCUCCCGCAAUCUGCGCGUUUCCCAUGGCUGUGUGUCCAAGAUACUGAACCGCUACCAGGAGACCGGCUCGAUUCGUCCCGGUGUGAUUGGGGGCUCCAAGCCGAAGGUGGCCACACCGGAAGUGGAAACCCGCAUCGAGGAGAUGAAGAAGAUGAAUCCGAACAUUUUCAGCUGGGAGAUACGCGAAAAGCUGAUCAAGACCGAUCCAAGCGCGGGCUAUAGCAGCGCGGACGGCGGCCUCCACAGACAGCCAGGCGCAGAUUACCGAUGUCGUGAGCUCCGUACUCAAAACCACAGAAACAACGAGAAAUCGUUAAAUUUAACAACCUCAAUCGUCGACCACACUGCCGUGUGCUUUGUUGUGAUCGUUCCGCCACCGCCGAACACGCGGUGCCAGCCCAAAGCUCAUUCGUGUCCACGUACGGCACACACUGAACCGUUUCGCCCCCAAGGAAGGACCGCAAACACUUUCCACGAUCCACGGAUCGGAACCUCGCUGAGCACCGAGAACAAAAGCAAAACCAGCGAAGAAAGCAAAAUCUGCAUAACAUGCCUGUAA
Molecule: messenger RNA, 1834 nt
Organism: Armigeres subalbatus
Lineage: Eukaryota; Metazoa; Arthropoda; Insecta; Diptera; Culicidae
Product: paired box protein Pax-3-B-like
Exons: 5
Coding region: 1085-1834 (249 amino acids)
Biological process (GO): regulation of transcription by RNA polymerase II; anatomical structure development
Molecular function (GO): DNA-binding transcription factor activity, RNA polymerase II-specific; RNA polymerase II cis-regulatory region sequence-specific DNA binding
Source: RefSeq, a predicted model, not a curated record